CUAUAUUAUAUAAAUAAAAUCUAUUAAAAGUUAAAUUAAAAGUUUAACCCUACGCAAUGAAUAGUAUCGGCGAGGACUGCAAUGAGCUAAAGAAACAAUACGACGCCUGUUUCAACACGUGGUUCUCUGAGCGUUUUCUUAAGGGUCAUACAGACGAUUCCGUUUGUGCGCCGAUUUUCAAGGUCUAUCAGGAGUGUGUAAAGCGAGCCAUGCGUGAACAGAAGAUUGAGCUGCGGGAAAUUGAAACGGAUUACACUACCGGCGACCAUGACAACACCAGUGGUGCGGGAGCGAACAGCUCCAAGCCACAAGGAUCCAGCAAGAGCUGACCAACAACACCAUCAACCCAGGCAUCUGGCUGCUACGGUGCGUGUAUGGCAAUUGCCAAUCCAUCAUUAACCGAGAAAACUAAAGAAACGACACUUCCGGGUGGUGCUGGAUGUCAGUGCCAAGGUCGGCACAAGCGGGGCUCCACAGCAUAGUAUCGCACCUGACAGUGCCGUUGCAGUUAUAUCCAAAAUAAUCAACCCAGAACAGCUUUUACAUUCAACCAUUUCUAAUUUAACAAAAUCUAUGUAUGUAUGUAAUCUAGCAACUAAUUUUCUCUCAUUUAAGUUCAAAUGCACGAUGUACAACAAAAAUUUUGAUGUGUUUAUUAUAUAAUCUUGUAAAUAUGUAUAAAGUAAUAAAUGCCUACAUGAUAUUGUGCCUGUUAAUUUAAAA
Scaptodrosophila lebanonensis is the source of this 723-nucleotide messenger RNA. Its product is annotated as TP53-regulated inhibitor of apoptosis 1-like. Lineage: Eukaryota; Metazoa; Arthropoda; Insecta; Diptera; Drosophilidae. The transcript has 2 exons. The record is from RefSeq and is a predicted model, not a curated record. Bases 57 to 329 code for a protein of 90 amino acids.